This is a messenger RNA of Chenopodium quinoa (quinoa), 3952 nucleotides long. Its product is annotated as pentatricopeptide repeat-containing protein At1g03100, mitochondrial-like. Gene Ontology annotation, molecular function: protein binding. The transcript is spliced from 4 exons. The record is from RefSeq and is a predicted model, not a curated record. The coding region runs from base 430 to 2745 and encodes 771 amino acids. Lineage: Eukaryota; Viridiplantae; Streptophyta; Magnoliopsida; Caryophyllales; Amaranthaceae.
GAUUAUUGCAACGUCGGAACUACACACUAAUGCUGGUGUGUGUUACCAUCAAACCAAGAGGUGAAAAAAACUAAAAAUCUACCAAAAGAUUCCAAAUCAAACCCGAGUUAAACCCGAUCCAUAAUAAUUUGUAUCAGUAUAGGGUCGGCGUACUAAUUCCUCUCACGCUAACUUCACUCUUCUUCUUCAUCUUCUUCUUCUUCCUCUCUUCUCUUUCUCUCUCAUUCUUACUCUGUUGUUGGAUGAUUAUUACACCAUUUUUGUACUCCUACUCCUACUUCGUGCUUUUUCCCUUUUGUUCUUAAUUCCAUUUCUUUGGCAAGAAUUCUGACUAAUUUGUUGGGGAAACUUUCUCAUAUUUCUAUCCUCUAUUGAAGCAGCUUCUCAGUGGGAUGCCUUGGUGCAGAUAUAAUUUUAUUAACAGUGGGAAUGCUGAGAAUCAAGAAGCUGAGAUGCCAGUUUUUGUCAUCAUGGCUUGGCGGUGCUCAUUAUGUUACACCUAGCGUCUUUUCAAAUUCUAGAGAAAGAAAUCUCUCUCAACCUGCCGUUUAUUCAUUGGUUAAUGGAAGUAGGCUUGCUCUCAGUUUGAUAUAUCAUGGCCAUAUAUUUAAGCGAACAGAAUUCUUUUCGACAUCUUCUGGUACUAUCUUGGUGCAGGCUCGUGACCCAGCAAAGUUGAGUUUGGAUAUACAUAAUGCAGUUGAUGAGCAUAGGUAUGAUGAUGCUUGGAGAUAUUUUGAGCAGCAUUUGGAGAUGGAAGGAUUUCCUAGGAAAUCGGUGGUAAAUAAGUUGCUUGUGAGUUAUGCAGAAACCUUGGACUCCCAUUUGCUGGAACGAGCUUUUGGGCUGGUGGAACAGGCAUUUGAGAAAGGUAAACAGACAUUAUUUGAGAAAGUGACUCUUAUAUACCUUGCUCAUGCUCUUGCUAGAUGCAGUCAGCCAGUGCCAGCAUCUGUUAUCUUAAGGAAGUUGAUCAGAAUGGAAGAAUAUCCCCCAGUAACAGCAUGGUCUGCCGUUUUAGCCUACAUGUCUCUGUCAUCCUCUGGAGCCUAUCUUGCUGCCGAGCUGAUACUUGAGAUAGGUUACCUCUUUCAGGAUAACAGGAUAGACCCCCGUAAGAAAUGUAAUGCACCUUUAAUUGCAAUGAAGCCUAACACUCUUGCCAUUAGUGUUGCUAUAGCUGGGUGCCUCGUGUCUGGGACAACAAGAAUAGCUGAGCAGCUGCUUGACAUGAUGCCUAGAAUUGGUGUUAAAACUGAUGCUACCCUAUUAAUCCUCAUGGCACGUAUAUAUGAAAGGAAUGGGAGAAGAGAAGAACUAAAGAAGCUGAAGAGACACAUUGAUGAAGCUCACAACCUAGAUGAUACUCAGUUUCGACAAUACUAUAAUUGCUUGCUUAAUUGCUACUUGAAGUUUGGAGACCUGGAUUCCGCUUCUCAAAUGGUUUUAGAGAUGCUUCGUAAGGCAAAAGAAGCUAAAACUUCUCUAGCUGCUGCCACACUCAGGUUUGAACCUGCAAAUUCAUACUCUUCCAUAAAUGUCAAUAACACAACGGAGAUAAGUACUUUUGAUAAAGGUGAGAGUCAGCCAGGCUCUUUUAUGUCUUUUGAAGAUUUCAGCAGAGACCGGAACUUCAUUUGUAUGGAGGGAGAGGCAAAAAAAAUACUGGUUACUUUGUUGCUGCAAUUGCAGAAGCAAACAGAAUUGAUUGUGACUGAACGGGGUAUUCUUCAACCAACAGAAAAAACAUAUGUGAAGCUAGCUAAGGCAUUUUUGGACGCUGGUAAAAUUAAGGACUUGGCUGAGUUUCUGAUCAAGGUAGAGAAAGAAGACUCCCUAUCCUCUGUUAACGAUUCACCGCUGGCUGAUGUCAUUAAUUCAUGCAUCUCCCUUGGCUGGUUAGAUCAAGCACAUGAUCUUCUUGAUGAAGUGCGUUUUGCUGGGAUCAAGACCAGCUCUUCUGUGUACUCCUCGCUUCUUAAAGCUUACUGUAAGGAAAAAAUGCUAAAAGAGGUUACGUCACUUCUUCGGGAAGUUCGAACGGCUGGGAUUCAGCUGGAUGCAAGUUGUUAUGAAGCAUUAAUGCAGGCCAAGGUGCUACAGAGAGAUACUCAGGGGGCUCUUAAUCUCUUCAAAGAAAUGAAAGAAGCUAAAGUGCCAAGAGCUAGUCAUAAAGAAUAUGAGGUUCUGUCUGGGAGCUGUGCAAAGAGUGGUGAAGCAGGUUUUAUGGCCAAACUCUUGCAGGAAAUUAAGGAGGGCGAGACAGUAGAUUGUGGUGUCCAUGAUUGGAAUAAUGUGAUUCAUUUUUUUUGUAAAAAGAGAUUAAUGCAAGAUGCAGAGAAGGCUCUAAAGAAGAUGAGAAGCUUGGGACACACCCCUAAUGCGCAAACUUUCCAUUCUAUGGUAACUGGGUAUGCGGCCAUUGGAGGAAAAUACAUUGAGGUGGCAGAGCUCUGGGGCGAGAUGAAAAGUCUUGCUACUGCCACCCCAAUGAAGUUUGAUCAGGAACUUCUGGAUUCUGUUCUCUACACUUUUGUUAGGGGUGGAUUUUUUUAUCGUGCAAAUGAGGUGGUUGAGAUGAUGGAGAAAGGAAACAUGUUCAUUGACAAGUAUAGGUACCGUACUCUCUUUCUGAAGUAUCAUAAGACACUUUAUAAGGGUAAGGCUCCAAAUUAUCAGACGGAAGCCCAAUCAAAGAAAAGAGAAGCUGCAUUGGCUUUCAAAAAAUGGGUUGGCUUAUUUUAGAGGAAUUUAAGCAGCUUAGUCUCUUCAGUGACUUGUGGCUAUUUUGUGGUUUGCUGUUGAGGCUUGUCAGUUUUGAAGACUUAAGUGAAAGAGCUUAACAAGUUUAUAUUUACUUCUUCUGUGACUAUAAUUUGUGGAGUUUUACGUAAAGCUUUUUCAUGUCAAUGCAUGUUAGCUUUUCUUGGAUUUUCUCAAAAAAGCUUAAGCACAAAAUUACUCGUAUCAGAUAGUUAUCAUAGCAUCGCCAAUUGCCUGGUCCAACUUGUUUCCAAGUUCAACGGGUUGAGCCACAGCCUUAGAGUGGUUUGGAAGGAAGAGGAGAAGGUAGUGGAAGGUAGCCAGCCAAUGAUAUCAAGUUCCAAUUCCAUGACCAAGCAAUCGGAUGUCGGAAUCUAAUGCAACUGUAAAACAAGACGAAGGAAUCUCACACUUUGUGAAGGUCAACUGAGUAAACCUUCAGCGCCUACAAAAAUUAUGCUGAUUUCGGAUGAUCUUCCUUUUAGUCAUGAAGACAAAACAAUCCCUUGCAACUUCAGAGGUCAAAUGAUUUCAACUGAAUUCACUUAAACUAUUAAGGCAACAAAUUUGCACAGUACAAAGCUAUUCAAGGCCUCAAGGUAAUGCUGCUUCAGAAAAGAUCAUGUGUUUAUUGUCAUCAGCUUUGUGAAAAUGAUACUUUUUAUAUUUUUUUUUCUGCCUCAUUCCAUUCAUAUUCAAUCCACUGUGUCAUCAAAGAACCUCAUGUUAAAGAAGAAUCUCAACUCUUGCUUGAAUUUGUAUCGAUCAAUUUCACAAUAUAAACAUCAGGCCAGGAUCAAGACAAUUAACAAUGCUUCCUCUGCUCCUGAUUGAUAUCUGUUUCACAUUUUCAAUUGGGGUUGUUUCAACAUAAUUGGCAACUUAAUCAACUUAUAUGUACUCCAAAAUCUACAUGUAUUAAUUACCAUCCAUUUUUUUCAGUUCAUUAUUUUUUUUUUUUAGUAGUUUAGGGCAUAUACAGGGGUGACCUUAGCAUGUCAUCCUCUGUUCUUUUAUCCUUUCUGUAUCAAGGAUAAAAAGAUAGUCAAUCCUGUUUUAGGCUGAUUGAUUUGCUCUGUAUGUAAAAACAUGCACGACGAACCAAACAAUGGUUUGACAAUAGAAAGAAAAUUUGGAUUCUUGCCAGUUAUAAUUUUCUCGAGUUAUGGAUGUAAGAGCUUUUGCUUCA